Phlebotomus papatasi is the source of this 1037-nucleotide messenger RNA. RefSeq names its product BLOC-1-related complex subunit 7 (gene BORCS7). The coding region runs from base 125 to 442 and encodes 105 amino acids. The transcript has 3 exons. The record is from RefSeq and is a predicted model, not a curated record. Gene Ontology annotation, cellular component: BORC complex. NCBI's taxonomy places the organism in Eukaryota, Metazoa, Arthropoda, Insecta, Diptera, Psychodidae.
AAUUCGCCUGUUGUUUUUGUUUUGAAGUGGAAAAACACCUUUCAUGUUUUCCUCCAAAAAGUAAAUUUCUUUCUGAAAAUUUACUUCCUAUUAGAUUUUUGAGAUUAUUUAGCACUUGGUAACAAUGGCUUCAGCUUCUUCGAGCAGUGCAAAGAAUCUCUUCAGUGACUCGAAGCGCCGACUCGCUGACCGAGUUAUGGUGAACGUCCACAAUUCGGCUUCGGUUGCGCGCCAAAUUGUUCGUGGCUCAAAGUCAAAUGAGAUUCUAAUGCAGGCCGCUAAGAAUUUUGCUCUGGCUGAAGCUUCCAUGGAUAACAGUGCUCAAAAUCUCAAGAAAAUGCAGUUGAUUAGACAACAAAUGGGUUAUCAAGUUGAUGCAAUAGAACAGGGAACAGAAAAAUUAGAUAUCAUCAAAGAACAAGUGUGUUCAAUGGAACGAUAAUUAUAUUUUUUAAACUUAUUAUUUAUUCUGAAAUGCAAUUAUUUAUAUCGAAAGAAUAUAUAAAAUCCAAUAAAUAAGUUUUUCUUAAAUUUCAUGUGAUUACGUAAUUAUGUUAAACACCAUAAAAGUGCAUCAUAAUGAACAGAUCAAAGCAUCAAUCAAUAAUUGCAAAUCAUUAGGGUAAAAUCAGAAGUGAAUUUCUCUGGUUGCCUAGGAUGUUAAUUACUAAUGUGUUUCAUAAUUAGUGACUUGCAGUGCUUCGAAGCAAUUAAAAUUCACAGCAUUUCCUUUGAUUUUAACUCGAGUAAUUUACUUGUUGAACUUUGGCACUAAAUUGAAAAAUAACAGCAGACAGCAGAAUAAAAUGUACAGAUGAGUUAAAUUAAAUUUACACAAGUUCUAUUUUUUUAUUUGGAUUUCCCAGUUUCCUUUCAAUUAGAAUGAUAAAUUUUGUAUUUGAAAUGUGUCAGCUGCAAAAAAUUUAAAUGAUGCCCCCGAGAGAUUGGGCUGAUAUACCAAAAGCCAAAUGGGUUUUUUGUACUUUAAACACGAUUACAUGAAAUAAAGUAAACCAACAUCCGUUUGUGAGCUGCAA